Messenger RNA from Naegleria lovaniensis, 2766 nucleotides. RefSeq lists its product as uncharacterized. The transcript has 2 exons. The coding region runs from base 1 to 2766 and encodes 921 amino acids. The record is from RefSeq and is a predicted model, not a curated record. Lineage: Eukaryota; Heterolobosea; Eutetramitea; Acrasida; Naegleriidae.
AUGAGUAAAGCACUUGCCAAGUUUAAGAGGAAUAAGAAGGCCGAUCCCUAUGAAAAGGCUGCUGAGUCCAUUUUCUUGUCAUACUUUGUUCUUGUUGUAGUCGGAGAGGAAUUUAGCUCCACUUCAGGAAACAAACUACUGCAAGAUAUAUUUGAAAAACGGGCAAAGGCCUAUGCAGAUGCUGGCUUGAAAUUUGAUGAUUUAUGCUCGCCCAUAUUGCUCAGUAAGGGACAAGACGAACUAUUUUAUGGUUUUUGGGGACAAGUUUUGAAUCGAUCUCAAAAAUCUAAAACAUCAGGUGGUGCCACAGCCACCAAGAUUAUUCAUCACUGGAAAGAGUUGUUCUUUCAAAUGAAUGACCCAAGAUUUCAACCCGAUGACAAAAAUAAGAAAAAACAAGCAGAAGAACCUUCGCCAGAAGAAAAAAAGAAACUUCUCUCACAACCAGCCAGGUUUUUUAUUGUCACAUCCAAUAUUGACGCAGAAUUUGUAAAGGAAGGGUUUAAGGAGAACGAAUUGUAUGAAACUAGAGGAAAUAUGUUGUCGUGGCAGUGUGCAACGCCAUGCUGUAAAAACACGUUCAAUGUUCGAGAGGAUUUUAGAUUUGAAAUUAAUCAAGAAAGUGGGCGAGCUCCUCCUCUCAAAUAUUCAGACAAGUCUCACCAAAAGAAGAACAUUUCAGAUUUUGACAGUACUGUACAGCCGCCAACCACAGCAGAUUGUACAUCAUUAGGCGAGGAAGAUUUCAAUUUCUAUUCUGCGACAGGAAAAACAGAUUAUUUUCGAAGCAAAUUGUAUAUGGAAAAACCAGGAUUCUUGAUUGGAAACAACACCAUGCAAGAAAAAUUAUUACCAUCUCAAAUUGGAGAAAAACGAGGAGCCUAUUAUCAAUUCUUUGCUCCCAAAGACGUUCCAGACAAAUUUAAAAAUCCUGAAAAUUAUUUACGGCCUGGUUCUGCAAAACGAAUAUCAUCUGUGUAUGGAAAGAAUAACUAUGUGUUGGGGUCGUUGGUGGAUAUUGGAAAAAUUACUGAGCAGGUAUUUACGGAAGGAGAAGGCAUUAAUUCAGGGCUCACAAGCCGCUGCCUUAUUGAACGAAGAGAUGCCGUUUUACAACGAUACAAUUUAAUUUAUGAUGAUGCUGACGAAGAAGAGUUUCCCAAGUCAGCAAAAAACAAUGUACAUAAGAGCAACAGUUUAAAACUUGUAAUUGAAAACAAGAGCGGUCAAGAGACAAAACUUGAACAAUUUUCUGAGGAUAUUCAUGCAACGUUGCAUGAUUUUGCAUUUUGUGGAGAUAUUGAACCAACCGAAGAAGGUUUUAUGGAAGUCACCAUCAUUGAUCCAAUGAUUCAUUAUCAUCAAUUCUACACAGAUCUUCAUAACACGGAUGAUAUUGUGACAGAAAAGGACGUACAGGAAUUUCGAAAAAAUCCACUUCCCAUCAUUCCAAGAGAUCAAACUCUAGUCGCAGGCUCUGCUAAUGUCACAUACAUUAUUUCCAUUCAAAUCAUGAAUCUUGACGAUGAAUUGAGCGAGGAGCCAGCACUCUCGUAUACGAGCAAAGUUUGUCCAACCAUUCGAAGGAAGCGAGAAGAGGAUGGAAUAUUUGUUGACUCUGUCAUUAUUAAUGUGAAUGAUGCCAUUGCAAAUAUUGGCAGCAAUACUGGCACAGAGAAACACAUUCUUCCAACACGUGGCAAAGUGAGUGUUGUCGUUCAACCAUCUAAACCAAAGCAAAAACGCAAAUCGUCUGCAUCUUCCGUACAACAGGUGGUACGAGUGGAAGAACAACCAUGGCAACUUGUUGGAGAGUAUAAUAUGCGUUUUCUCUUGGAAACUCCUCCCACGUACAACAAGCAAUCAUCCAGUUUAGCGAAUCCACAACUGUUUAAGGUUGGAUCGAAAACACAAACACCCCUUGUGAAUGUGCGAAUGUUGGAUGUUUCUCUCAAAACACGUGAUUCUGUGCACUCUCUAAAGUUGCGUGCCAUACAGGGUGGAGAAGGCCGAAGUGUCGAGUUAGCCACUGUAUUUGUUGACAUGCCAAUUACUGAUUUUUCAACUGCAAAUCCAAUUUCCCAAUCAAACGGUGCAACAGAAAACAAACCACCAAACACAGCAACUACGGCAACACCUUCGCCCAAUACCACCACACUCACACCAAAUACUGCAUUUUCACAGGCGCAAACACCAAACACAUUCAACACACCCAAAUCCUCUGUUUUUACAGAUAAUGGAGACCCUUUUUCUGCAAGAAAAGCUCAACCUCAUCAAGUUUCUGACCUAUUGAGUGGUCGUGUAAAAUCAGCGGAAGAUAUUGACUUGUAUAAUCCUCGAAAACAGCCGAUUAUUAAUCGAAUAUUUUGUGAAACGUGUCGAGGAGUGGCAAGACCACGUGUGAAAAUGAACCUUACAGAUGAAAAAUGGAUCAAAACAAGCAUCAUGCCCUACAAAACAUGGAGCACCAAAGUGAAAAAGGCCAUUCAAGAGGAAGGACGAAAUAUUGUUGUUCUUGAAAUUGGAGCAGAGGCCAAACUUCGAAACAUUUCUGACAUGAUUUUGAAACAAAAUUCAGGAGGUGCUGAAAUUAUUCGAAUUAAUCCCAAACUUCGAGUCAUUCGUGGACAAAAAGAAGCUCUGAAAAUUCCCUCAGGAGCAGAAGGUCAAUACAAUGUGAUUGAGGACCAAUCCAGUUCUGCUGCCAUCAAAAAGAUUGAUCAAUAUUUAACUGAAAUUAGUGAACGAUUUUCCUCUAGAGUGUAA